UAUAAUUCGUUUCUGAUGAUUUUGUAAACAAACUACAAGCACUUGCAACAUCAGCCUCCAGUUGCGUCGUGUUUGUGUGUGCGUGUCUGAGAAGUACUUAGUCUUGCAAAACGUAGUCGUGAAAAACGGAUCUGACAAGUACUAGUCGCACGACAUGUUUGUCAGUUAGUAGCUCACCGGAAUAAAAAUAGAAAUUGAAUAUAUGAACCGAAUAUAGAUUAUUGUGAAAGAAUACGAAUAGCCAAAAGAAACACGAUGGGGCGACGAAGUCGGGCGAAAAGAACCUGGCCUCAUUUCUCUUCUUGUUACGCAGUUGCAGGUGGUGCAGCGCUUCUUCUAGUUGCGCAGGAGCUAUUCGUCGUUGAUGCAGGUUCAUCUCCACAUGGUAGUCCGGGUGAACAAGAUGCCGAGAAUGAAGGAGGACCUCAAGCAGCUGCCACUCGGCUUCCGAAAGAGCCCCAGACAACAAGACCACUCAGAAGUACUGCUUCGAAAAGCAAGGGCAAAACCAAGAGCCGGUCACCGUUACCUGCUCUUCGCGAGGUACUGACUAUUUUGUUUGUGCUUGUCCUCUAGUCGCGUGGUGGUCCCAGUCGUUCUUGUACGAAGAAGUGUAUUGAAAACGUCGAUAGCGAACUAUCGUGCUCGAGUGAGCAUAUCCCUUGCUGCAAGUAGCCUGAUCGUAUGCUUUAACUGUCUUUAGUUCCCAACCUGCCAGCGCCUGCCACGUCCUACUCCUAGUAUAUGUAAAAGUACAACUCCAACGCGUAUAUCAUUUGUUUGUCUUUCCGACGGAGUACAUACUAUGAAUAUCAACACGAACACCAUCAACGUCAACAUCAGCACGAACUCGCACGGAAGGAGAUGAAUGAUCAGGAGGGCUCCGAAGAAUUGGAUGAGGAUGAUGAACUGGAAAUAGCGGCGGGUCCCGGCGCCGCUCAAGAAGAAGAUGUUCAAAACGGCGACGGCGCCGAAAAGGAAAUAUUAAACCAUGACAAUCUACAAAGCGAUCGAUCGAUCGAACAACUACUACAAGCUGUGCCCGCGGCGGCCCCUGCGCAGCAGCAACAGCAGCAGCUCGCUGGGGAUUUUCUCGGGCAACUGGAGGGAGCUCUGGGAGGCGCAGCAGGAGGCGGCGCUCUUGGUGGACCUCCAGGUGGCAUUCUGGGCGGAAUGAUGAACCAGCAGCCGCCACAGCCGCAGCCGCUUGCAGAUGAAAAUAGUAAACUGCGUCCUGGCUCUGAACAUCAUCUUCAGAAGACCACGCUGGUAGAUGAAGAAGAUCAAGCUGGUGCAAAAGAAAAUGAUCAAACCGACGAGGCACGACCGGCUCCGACAAGGAGAUCGGUUGGAGAAAAUCCAGCUUCACCUUCACCCCCCGCUGGACCAGGAGGACGAGGAGCCGGACCAUCUUCAAACAAGAACAUGAUUGACAAUAAUAUGUUCGCUGCGCCGGGCUUUGCAGGCGCCGCACAGCAACUCGGCGGGCUCGCGGAACAGCUGGUCGAAGACCCGCAGGCGUUGAAAACUGAAGCAGCCCAAGCUCUGGGAGGAGGACCUCCACCACCAGCACAGCCGCCAGCCGCUGCUGCAUCAUCGACUACAUCUCAAGGCGCCGCCGGGCCUGUGCUAAAUAAUGUGAGUAACGCUAUUGAAGAUAACAAACUACUGCAGCAGCUGCUGGGUCGCGUUAAUGAGGUUUCUGGCUUGGAAGAAGACGAGCUAGAGGCUCAAGCGAAGCCAAGCCGUCAAGCGGUGAAGCUUGGGAGUGCUACUACGUCCGCAUUGCUUGCGAGCGAAUUUCCGCCGGAGUUGCUUGACCGCGGGGACGCAUCGAAGGCGGCGAGGCUUCUGGCCCUGCACGACCACAACAAAACCGCGGCGGGCGACCAGCAUCUUGCGCACCAGUUCACGCUGAGCUCCCUGGUUCGAUUCUUGCAGCGACCGCCCGAUUGCCACGCAAUGCCAGAAUUCCUCUCCACCCUGGAUCACGACGACGAAUACGUCUUUCACCAGUUUGACCAGGUCGGCUUGUACCUGGUCGGCCUCUUCGCAUUCGCGUCCGUCGCGCUCGUCGUUUGUUUGUUCCUUUGCUGUCACACCCUGCCCGUCGCCGUGCCCAACCCGAAGAUGAAGGAGCGCGGGUUCGUGGGUCGGGUGCGACGCGCGGCCGCAAUUGUGAAACGCCGGGCGCUUGCCAAAGCCGAGGGCGCACAGAAGCUCGAGAAAAUGCUCGGCGGGGCUGCUGCAGCACAAGAAAUUUUUGCCGUUCGAGAAAAUCGUGAGGAUCAUGAGCUGCCCGAAGUAGAAGACGCCGAGGGCGAGGACAACAAGAACAUGAUCGAGUCGCCCGGUGGUUUGGAAGAUGCUCUCGUGCCCUUGCCACGCAGCUGGCUUGCGCUGAGGGACGUAUCCUUUUCUGUCCGCAACACAGGCACCGAGGGAGGCACGAUCGAGCUGCUAAGCCACGUGUCCGCCUGCUUUCGGUCCGGCGAGGUGGCGGCCAUCAUGGGACCCUCCGGCUCCGGGAAGACCACGCUUCUGAAUGCCAUUUCCGGUCGCGUCCGCUGGCGGCGAACUUUCGACGCCAACCUGGGCCUGCACGGGUCCGUGGAGCUUAACGGCAACCGGCUCACCGACCGGCAGCUGCAAACCCUGGCGGGCUACGUGUUCCAGGAUGACCAAUUAAUGGCGACGGAGACGGUGCAGGACGCGAUAAACUUCACGGCGGCGCUGAAACUUCCCCACCUGACUGUGGCGGAACGGCUGCAGCGCGUGCGCGAGCUGGUGGAUGACCUGAAGCUGAACGCCUGCCGCGAGACCCGCAUCGGCGAACCGGGGAACCCCGGCAUUUCCGGCGGGCAGAAGCGGCGUGUGUCCGCUGCCAUCGAGAUGGUGGGGAACCCCCUGAUUCUAUUGAUGGAUGAACCUACCAGCGGUCUGGACUCGUUCACCGCGAUGGUCUUCGUGCAAGAGAUGCGCGCGCUGGCCCAGGCGCAGAACAUCAUCAUCAUUUGCACCAUUCACCAACCGAGCACCGAGGUGUUCAACGAGUUUGACCGGGCUCUGAUCAUGGUCCGCGGCAGGAUCAUUUUCCACGGCAGGCUCGACGGAGAACACAGAACGACCGUUCACGAGCUGCUGGAAGGCACAGGAGCACAACAAGGCUCGUCGACUCCUGCCGCAGGAGGAGCUUCUGGAGAAAAGAAUGCUAGAAACAGCGUUUCUCUUGAAGAUCGCAUCUUGGCGCAACAAAAACACCUGGAUGAAUUGUUAAACAAAAGUUCUGUGGAAGGGGAUCAUGAUGUUGACCUUCCGAGUGGUCCGGCAGAACAACAUAAGCUUCAUGAUGCAAAAAAUGGCGAACCGCACAUCACGGACCCAACAGCGGGGGAACGUCCAGUUGGAAAGGCCGCAGCACCACCAGGGACGAAGAACGACGAUCACCUACAUGAUCCUGUGGUUCUUGGGGACGACGAUGGAGAUGAUGGUAGAACUACCACGCAGCUGCCGAACAAGAGGGUGAGCUACAGUAUGGAGGAACUGGAACAGCUGAGGCAGGAGAAGGAUCCGCUGGCCUGGAGCUUGCGGCGGAAUCUGGAGAAAGUCGCCCCCACCCACGCCUCCGCCAUGCCGGCCAACGAAAAUCUGGCCACCCGGGCCCUGUUGAUCGUGCAGCUGCUAGGAGACAGGGGCGAGGACGGAAAAAAGGAGUUGCGGCGCAUGGCGCUUGAAACGGCCUCCGGGUAUGACCAAUCCCUGCUCGACUCGUACAAUGCGGUCGACGAUGUUAACUACAUCGGAAAAAAUGAAAAAGACGGCCGCCUAGCUUCUUGCUAUGCCAAGCGGAGAGUGCAGACCAAGCAGUAUAUGAAGCAGUGCUUUUUCCAGACCCACCGCGUGCAGGUAAUUUCCAGCAAGACCCCCAACCGUCUCACCGGUUUGCAAACCGCGGAGCUACUGCGCCGCGAGAUGCGGUCCCGGCUGCACACCCUUUUCACAUUGGAGAUGUUCUCGUAUCUGGUGGUGCUGGCGGUGAACGUCAUCUUCGCUCCGCUAUUCAGCCCACACUUUCACAGCCAAACUCCCGCGGACUUCUUCGCGGACCUGGGGUCGGGGAUUUUGAUGAACCCCAACAAGACGGUGCUGGUUUUUGGCGUGAAGAUCACGAGCAACGCGCUGCUUUCCCCGGCGAUAUGGAUCUGGCCCCUGGUGGAGGUAGUUCUGAUCCUGAAAGAGCGGCCCAUCUUCUAUCCACAGAAAAAAAACCAUCCCCAUCCAUUUUUGCAUGACAAACAAAGGACUUCAUACGUGUUUUGCAUGGCAAAUUGGAUGGGGAUGGGUUUUUUUCUGUGGAUAUCUUCCUCCGUGAGUACACGAGUAAAACGUACCAGCUCACCUCCUACUGCCUUACCAAGCUCCUGAUGGAGGUCUACCUCUUCCUGGCGCGCGCCCUGUUUCAGGUGCUCGUCUUUUGGCACAUCUACGGCCUCUACGGUUGGCAGCUGUACGCCUACUUCUGCGUCUACCUCUGCUGCAUUCAGGUCACGUCCCAGUUUUUCGCCAUCUGCGCGGCGGUUCCGGACGGCUUCUCGCUGAUUUCCUUCGCCAGCUGCGUGGCCCUGCUCUUCGUGCAGUUCUCGAUCGGCGGCGUGUUGCGGCUACCCGCACCCUGGGCCUACAACCUGAUUAAAUACACUUCCGGUUUCUACCACGGGAUGAACGGCAUCUUUCGCACCCAGAUGCGGGGCAUCAUCGACGGAAUGGGGGAGUUCUCGAACUCAACGGCCUCGGACUACCUGCACACGCACAGAGACACCUAUCAGAGGGUCCAUGAAAAAGCGACCAAGCUGUGUGUUCACGACCACGACCCCGAUCUCGUUACCUUCUGCGAUUCGCACUACAUGAGCGAAACGGCGAAAAGCAGGAAUAACACGAGUACACCAACGGCAAACAGCAAGAUGAAGAUGAACACGGGGCCCUCGACCACGCCAGCAAGUAGCACGAAGGACGACGACGACGUCAACCUUGAAGGGGUCUUGGACCAUCUUCAUCUGGGCAACAGUGCACCAUCUACAUCUUCCUUCCUGGCCGACGCAGAACGUCAUGACUCGGCCAGCCUUGUCGAGGGUCUGCCGGAGGACAAGGAGCGGGUGGUGCACAAUUUCAACAUGACGCUGGGCCACUACGAUGUCGGGGUGUUCAUGGACGAUAGGCAGGAGCAGUGCUCCGCCCAAGUGGGCACGCCGGUCAAGCAUUUACUCGAUCAGCUCCUCACCAUGAACUACGACGUCGAAACGAAUAGCACGAGCGCGGAAGCUCUGCACCAACGGAGCUUCCAUGAGUAUCAAAUGUAAAAAUGUCUGGGUCUGGAAGAAUGCAACUUGUGAUGCUAUUUUUGGAAUCCAAAAAAAUCUGUAUUGCAUGAGCAACAAGAGGCGUCCAGUUUUUGCUCCGCGGAGAGGGGAUUUCUCAUGCGGGAUAGGCAUCAAGAUGCCCGCAAAAGAUUUGUGAUGCUGGUGCAUACAUCACAGACAUCACGGGUCAUGCAAAAUGUGCAUGACAAACCUUGCAAUCUUCCAGACCCAGACAUUUUUACAUUUGAUAAUGAGGGCGUCGUGGGCAACUUUUAUAACGCCACCUACCACGGGUACGGGGACCUCGCGGCCGUCGUCUAUCAACAGGGAAUCAAUCAAGAAGUGAUCUUCCGAUCUGCUGCUGCUAGUAGUCCUGAGAAAAAAUGAUCCAGUUUGAAACUACGUAGUUACGCGGAUUUGCCUACGCAGCAGCGACAAAGCACCUUUCAAAAAUCACUCGGACUGCAACAUCGAAGUUGUACUCAGUGAGUGAUUUCUGGUGAUCGUGAUGGUGCGCCUGGUGCAUGUAGUAAAACAGUGCGAAUAAAUCGCAAAUCCGUAUGGCAGACUGCAACAUUUCUUGGGGCUAGCAGCAGUUGCACUCGAAGUCACUCGCUUCGCCUCGUCUAUAUCGUCGUGUGCAUCCUGGGUUGGCGCCUCGUUGGCAUGGUGUUGCUGCACUGGAACAGCCGGUAUUAUCCACAGGAAAACUGUUCUCUUCCCCAGCACCCACUCGUUCCAAUUCCAAUUUCUUUGUCAUGCAGCAUAUGCAUUGCAUAGGCAAAGGCAUAGCUUCUACUUGAGUCAUGCAAAUAUGAACGGGGAUGAGAGUUUUGUUGUGGAUAAGUAUGCCGUGAAGAAUACUUAAAGCUAAAGAUAAACCCCCAGAACCGGAGUGCAGCUGUGAAGAAUACUAUAAAGUUUGUAUAAAUAAAACCUUCUCUGUGAAAUCGUCGUGCGGACAUCAUGUCGCAAGGCUUAUGUAUGCCUACCCCUCGUUCUAUGUACAAAGAUACCACGCGAAACCUAUAAGAAAAAUCAAACAAUGUUUCGUAUUGAUUGUCGCUAUAGCACUCAGUAAGCUCUGAUGUUUACUUGCUUCCAAGAAUAUACGUUUGUCUAUUUAGGUAAAUCAAAAUAAAGCUGAAAGCCAGGUGGGUGCUGUUUACAAGGGAAAACGGGUAAUUGAAACGGGAUAGCGACUUUUCCAAAACUUUUACUUUUACUUUUGGCAAAAUCGCUAUUUUGAUCGUCGGCAAUCCAUGCUUUGCGAAAAUUGUUUGGACCGUGCUGCCUGUUGCUGGUAAGUCCGCACUUUGGGAGUGGCAGAGCAUGAAAGGGCGGCACCUCUUCGCCGCGGCGUGUGCCCGCCAGCUGCCUGCCAUUUUGAUCGACGCCUCCAAGCAGGCUGCGGGAAAUGCCACCCGCCGCGCAUCGGACGGGCAGCGCCUCCGUGGUCGGUUGUUCGCGAUUAUUCGCGAGCGCUGUGGGGCCCUGUGCGCAUUUUGUGCACCUUUUGAAGUGGUGCGCGGGCGCUGGCCUUUGGCCUUUCAGUAUUCGCCCGGAUGUUGAUCGCCGCCUCGCGCUUCGGAAAUGCCGGGGCGCGUCGGCCCUCUUCGCCCUGAGCGCCUUUUAAAUAAGCAAUGGCACUGGCUGCCACUGCCAGGGCCCGAAUGCGAAUGGGCGCGCCGCCCCGCCGCGGUGUCUUGGAUGGCACGCCGGCCGCGCGCUGUCCGACGUACCUUCGGCCCCCUACAUUCUGGCCCGCCGCUUGCCCAUUCUUACAAAAUAGAGGCCGUCGCGCCCCGGCCGUCUGUUUCCUGCCCGCCUUUCCGCGGUUACGCGACGCGGCCGAAGCGUGCGCCAAAGGCGCCCCCCUUUUGCAACCAACGGGCAGAGGCGGCUCCUCCGCUCGUCUCGCUAGCGGUGGCAGAAGUGUCAAGGGCCUGCGGUCGGGGGGCCACCCCGAUGGCCGGCGCGUGAUGUGGGUCUGUGGCGCGCUGUGGUGGCGCCACCUGUCUAUUUCGGUUGCCCGUCUAUUCUGCUUCGCCUGCUUGAACGAGAGAAGCAAAGAGGCAGCAUACCAUGCGGUCCGACGUCGGACCGCAUGGUAUGGCGCGCGAUGGUGGGCCGGCCUCUCGCGCCAGGCCGUCCGUGCGUGCGGCAUGCAUCGCGAUGUGGGGCCGACCCCCCCCGGUUGGGUGGGCUUCCCCGGCGGGGUGUUCUUUGGUUCAGGAAAUGGAUAACGCAACUCCCCCGGGUGGCCCGCCCCACAAGCGAGCCGGCGGGCGGGGCCCCGUGGCCCCUCUGGUAUGUUGCCCUCCAGCACGAGCCUGUGUGCCUGGGUGGUUUGCCUUCUCUUGUAAGAUGUACCGCAGCGACCCCGUGAGCCGGCUCUAUCUCUGCAGCUUUCCUGACAAGAACCGCCAAAAACGGCCGGGGGCUUGGGGCGUUGGCUCGCAUUUUUUCGCAUGUUGAAGAUGAAAAAAACCCAAGCGCGCCCGCCUGUUUGGUUUUGUCUUCAAUGAAUGCAGUCGCCGGUGGGCUCAGUCGGCCGCCGGUGGAAAGACUGUCUGAAAAAAUGACGUAGGGGGGUCGGCAAACGUGGCACCCUUCUCAGGCGCCGGCCGCGUGGGAUUCUGGCGCGCGACUUGGGGCGCCCAAAAGGGCGCCCCAAAAAACCCGCCCGAAGCCAGAACAGCGAAGCCGUAAGUAUGGCAGGGCCGCGAAACCGGUCGCGAAUCGAAAGCGGCCGCCCUUUUGCCGGGUUCUCAGCGGGGGGGCGCUAGCUUUGCAAAAGGCGCGGGCGCGAAAAAUAACACACAACGCAAAAAAGAAGAAACGCGCCAAGCGCGCGAAGCCAGCCCGCAUUCUAUGGGCCCGCUUUUCCCUCGGUUUUUGGGCGCCCCCCGCGGUGCCCGGGCCGGCCCGAUAGCAUCGGGGUUGGCUUUCGGGAAGGCGUUUUGGCAAGUUGCCCAACGUCUGCCAUUUUCCCCAACCGGCCGCCAUACCGUGCGGCAUAACCUUACCCACCCCGGCACGGCGGGCCCAGAAAAAGCAAAAAAGUGGUGUGGGCCAAGGUCGGCGGGCAAAGAAGCGGCGCCGGCCUCAUUAUCUCCGCCCCGGCGGCCAUAUUUGGCGCAUUGAAGUAGGCGCGCAGCACGCCGCGCGGGCGGCCCGGCCUCGCACGUUCGGGCCGCAUGGCGUGGCGCGCUACGCUUCGGUGGAGCUGCCCGCGCCUCACGUUUUGGCUCGGCGCCUUUCUUUGGGCGCUAGCUAGAGGCCGUCCGGCCUGCCCCUUUCUCUUUCAUAUUCGCCGCCCCCCCGCACUUACAUACAAAGCGCCGAGACCAUGCCGCCGCUCCCGAGUGCUCCGCCUCGGUCGCGGCGGCCUUGCGCGGCCGGCUUUUCGCGAGUAGAAAGGGCGCCGGCGCAGCAGGGGCGCGCGCGGGGCGCCACUCACAUGCUGCCCCGCCGGCGCGCGCAAUAAGUUCGCCCAGGAGGCUCUGUCCCCAUUUUCGGGGAGACCGCCUCAGCCAUGUAGAAAAGGGGGGGGGCAGCAGGAUUCUUCGCAAGCCUGGCGGAUGCGCAAGCCUUCAGGCUUUUCGGCUUUUGAGGGCGCGGCGAAGUCUUCUGCUUGAGUGCCGAAAACUUGCCGAAAACUUUCCCCCGAACUUUCCCGAAACUUUCCCGCUUCGGGAUCAUUUUCGGACUCGAAAACUUUUGGCUGACUUUUCAACUCCCGGUCUGUAACUUUUGGUCGACUUUUCAACGGGAGAAUUUUUCGGGAAGGUUUCGCGGAAGGCUUUCGCCGACUUUUCGGGAAAGUUCGGGGGAAAGUUUUCGGCAAGUUCUCGGCAAAGUUUCCGGCAGAGUUUUCGGUAGAGGGGCGGAAAAGUUUCGCCGCCCGGCGCCUGCCCUUUGUUCCUGCCCGCCAGCCGGGCCGCCCUCGGGCGGCUGCCUUGCGCCCGAAAAGAGGCAGGCACAGCCCCCCGGCAGGCACGCCUGCGGUUAUUGCGCACGUAGCCAGGCAAGCGGCCGGCCCCGCCCCGGCGGGCGGCCGGCGCUACGUUGUCGCAUGCGCCACCGGGCAGCGGAUUCACGCCCCGGGGGCGCCGGUGCGCGUGUAGCUUGCUGCGAACCAAGAGAGGGCGCCCGGGCUUCGGCGGUUGCUACCGACCCCCUGAACUUGGUUGGCGCGUUGCGCCGUUCGGGGCGCGUGCGGGGCAUGCGCUCCGCGUACUCCACACUUGCGGCGGCCGGCGGGCUCUUGGGGGCCCGGGCGCCGCUGGGGUUGGCGUCGGUUUGCCCAAACCCAUAGACGGAAGGAACACCCGGCCCGGCCGCGCCAGUCCUUCGCCCCCCCCGCCCGCGACCGACCUAGACCGGGGCCACAGUGUGCCGGCCGGCAACAGCCGCGCGGGCGUGGCGCCUCCCUGCGCACUGCUGAGCCCGGGCGGGGGAGGCGUGUUAUUGGGGCGCCGAAGCGAUUCCGCCGCAUCCGCCAGGCGCCAGCCGGCCGGGGCCGGCCUGUCUGGGGGCCUCCCGCCCUCUGAUAUGGGGGCGCGCCUGCAUGUUGGGCCCCGCCGGCCUGCCUGCGCGCCUGGAAUACCGGGCGGCGCCGCCGCGGGUCUACUUCCUACGUGCCGGCGGCCCGAUUGCCACCCGUCGUUCGUCUCGCCCUUCGCUCGCCCUGCGCCCCACCCUGUGGGCCGGGAUUGGGCGAUCUGUUUCGUCUCUAUCUGGUCAGCCGGGGCCUGUGCGUUUGCUGUUUUGCUUUUCCGACAAGCAUACCGUGCGGUCCGACGUCGGACCGCAUGGCACGCUCGACACCGUUUCGGGCGGGGCGAGCCAUGUUGGGGCGCCGGGCGAUGUGGUUGGUGCACGGGCGGAACUGCGCCCCUGCGUGCGACGUAGGGGAGGGGACGUCGUGGGGGCUUAGUUACCCUCGGGGCCUGUUUGCUUGCUACGUGUGGGGCUGUCGGACGGUAAGCCGCUGCUGCGUGUGCCCAGCGUGCCAAAUAUAGCCUCCGUGGCGGAGGUGGUGAGGUCGGUGCCGCUGGCUGCCUUGCCCGCCCGCCGGCCGUUGCCCUGGCCAGCCACUGUGUCUUUUUUCUGGGCCCCCCGUGCCGCUUUUGGUAUGGCCAUGCCGCGUGGCUUGGCCGUCUUUUGGAAAGCAUGGUAGUUCUUUGCCAAAUUUUCAGAACCCCUGUCCGAAAGCUAGCCCUGGCGGUAUGGGGCCGAUCCGGGCGCCGCGGUGGAGCGCCCUGAAACCGAAGGCAAACCGGUCCCAUGGCAUGGGGAUUGGCCUCGCGCGCUUGGCGCGCUUUUGCUUUUCUGUGUUUUUUCUUUGCGCGCCGGCACCCUUUGCAAAGCUUCCGCCGCAUAGAAACCGGCGAAAAGGCGGCGGCCGCUUUCGCGGCCGGCCAAAUGCUCCGAACGGAGCCCCGGCCCUGUCGUGCGGCUUCGCUUUUCUGAUUUGCCGCGAGUUUUUUGGGGCGCUCUUUUGCGCGCCCCAAAUCGCCAGAACCCCACGCGGCCGGCGCCUCAGCGGGGUGCCCCUUUUCUUUGUCGGCCCUCCUGUGUCGUUAGUAUUAUCAGCCGGCGACCGAUAGAACCCGGCGCCGGCGGUUCGUUGAAGUCAAACAAAGCCCAACAGGCUGGCGCGCUUUGAUCUUCCUCAUGUGGAAAAGCGCGAAACAGCAGCACACACCGCCGGCAGCUUUUGGCCGGUGGUUGCUUUGCAUUAAGAAAGCUGCCAGGGUCGGGCCGUUUCGCGGUGGCGGCCCGCCGGCGGCGGGAGGCGCGGGCGGGCGCCGCGGUUCGCGGUGUUUGUGAGGCUUGGGCGCGCGCGUUUUUUGGCGAGGGCGCGUGCUGCCCGGUGCCCGGUUGCGUCGGGUUUAGGGUCUGGCGGACCGGCCCCCUUCCCUGCGUCGGUAGCCCUCCUCCUAGUCCGUUCCCGGGUAGGCCUUCCGGGCCUGGGGGGGGGCGGGUGGGUGCGAUGGGCGGUCAUGGCCUUUUUCUUUAGGGCGCCCGCGCCGGCAGCCGUUGGCUGGGUGCGGUCGGCGGGUGCCCGGCGCGCGCACGCUUCGGCGGGUUGAAAGGCGGUCGCUCGGGCUUCGCCGAUCACCCGCGGGACAAGAGGAGGCGUCGGCGCCCAAGACCUCGCAGGCGCCCCUGUUCUGUCGCUUGGAGUAUCUUCGCUGCGUUUUUUCGUUCUGAGUCGCAUUACCAAAUCGUUUCCAAUGCCGUGAAAUCCUGAAAAGUCAAAUGAAAAGUUUUGGAAAAGUUCGAAUCGCCCGCCAAUUAGUCGCUUUCCCUUGUAAGCUGUAGCUGCACCAGCGACUGCAACCCUGUAGCUAAGUGUCAACUUCCUCUACUAUGCUAUUUUCACAACAGUUUGAUAUCGGAGUAGUGUUGGAGCAUCUCUAGUUCAGUUUAUCGCUCAUUGCAAUCUUCACGGAAUCAGAUUUGCAACGUACCAAAGAUAGAGUUAGAGAGUGCUGCUUUGUAUGAUCGAUACAGAUUUCGCCAUUGUAGGUUGGUAAGCCAGGAAAAAGAGAAAUCCGCCGAGAUAAAUGGAAAAGAAAAUAAGUAUUUCAGUUACACAAGUUAACCCACUGGCCGUGAGAUUUGAUGUUCAUCAACUGGUAGUUGUGACCGCCAACGCCCGCUAAUCCGUUUCGUCAAACAUCUUGCCGGUGAAGUGUUUGUCACGGAUGUCCGAGGAAUUGCAGGAAUAAUUUGACGCAUUUUCGUUUUCGUUUUAAUGAACCUGAACGUCCUGCUCCUGUGAAAAACAAAAAAAAUAACGCCCGUCCAGCAAUUUCGCAAGAUUCUGAUUGUGAUUUGUGAAGAAGGAGCAUUGAUAGUUAAAAACGCACGUUCAGCUUUUGUAGUACCUUAACGGAGGUCCUUCGUGCAAUGAACAAUGAUUACUU
This is a messenger RNA of Amoebophrya sp. A120, 12298 nucleotides long. The record is from the annotation of a GenBank genome assembly. Lineage: Eukaryota; Dinophyceae; Syndiniales; Amoebophryaceae.